AGAUUUUAAUUCAAUUAUGAACAUUCAACAUCAAUAAACAACAUAUCAUUAUUCGAAUGUUUGAUUUCGAAUUAGAAAUAACUAAGUUUUUUAUAGGGAACAAUGGAUAUACCCAGCUCACAUAAAAAUAAAAAUCUUGUUGAAUGUGGAUCAAAUUUUAACGCUCUAUUGGUCACUGCUAAUGUCGGUAGCUUAUUUGAGGAUCCCAUUCAAUUGCUAAGACCCUGGCUAAUAGCUUUUCUUGAAAAAGUGACUGAACUAAACCCUGAAUUUGUUGCUUUACAUUUACAAGAGGUCGGAGGAAAAACAUAUGAGAAAUCUUUGGAAUAUGUAGAGGCGUUUAUAAAGCAAUUAUGUGAAGCUCCCCAAAUGCAUGAAUACGAAACCGUUCGUAUUUUUAUGGAUGAAGACUUCAGUUCAGCUGAACAUUUUACGGCACUGGGAAAUCUUUACUUUGUACACAAACGUUUGAAAAGUGUACGAAUUUGGAAUUUUCUAACUCGUACCUGGGAAAAGGCUGAGGGAAAACAUAUAUUUUCUGGCAACAUAGAAACAAUAUCAAGCAAAGAGAAGUCCAAAUUUCCUCAACACUUUUUCCCCGAGUGCAAAUGGUCUAGGAAAGGAUUUAUGCGGACCCGUUGGGAGAUUAAUAACACAGUUUUUGAUUUAGUCAAUAUUCAUCUCUUUCAUGAUGCAUCAAAUUUAGCAGCUUGUGAAGAAUUUCCGUCCGUUUACUGCAAAACAAGAAGGAGAGCAUUGGUACAUACUCUUGAAAGGUUUCAUUUAGAUGAAAAAAAUGGAUUUGUACCGCUGUUUAUGUUCGGUGAUUUUAAUUUUAGAUGCGAUGUUGAAGGUGUCGUUAAGGCAUUAACAGAAAACCUAACUACCCACCGGGUACAAAGUGCAAAAAGUGAUAAUACUAAAAUUCACUAUCGAAAUUCUUCCGGCGACAAUAUUCUCACUGUUGGAAAAAAAGAAUUCAGUCAUGCGGAUCACCAGUUAAAAUUUAAAGAGUCCUGGUUAAUAAAAUUUGACCGAGAGCUCGAACCGUUGAGAGAUUUUCUGCAUGAAUUUCUUAUUGAGUUUCCACCAUCAUAUCCUUACGAAGAAGAUCCCGAUAUGCCAACUGAUUAUAUGUCAACACGUUGUCCAUCGUGGUGUGAUCGAAUUUUGAUGAGUCCACAAGCUAAACUCCUGCUGGAUGAAGGAUUCCCUAACUUGUAUAAUCUAAUUGGCGAAAACGUUUGCAUGGGCGAUCACAAGCCAGUCUAUUUAAACGUCAGCAUUAAAGCAAAUCAAGGUCAAGAAAAUUACACAGCCCAAACACCAUCUGAAAGCCUGCAGAUUAUCAUCAAUGAAACUGUGGGAAGCGAUGUUAUUUGGAGAGAACAAUGCCAAAUGGAUGCCACAUCAAUGCCUUGUAAAACCCGUUAUGUGAAUAUACAUCCAUUAAAUGCUGACAAUUUGACAAAUAAAAACGGAGGGUUACCGGUUUUGGAUGCUCCAAAUGAAGGAUUCCAAAAUAUUGUACAUAAUGCUCAUCCUAUAGCCAUUUUGAAAGAAACCACUGUAUAGAAUGUCAACCUUUUGCAAUUGUUUCAAGUGACAAAUGCUGAAAAUUAAGGAUUUAAUGUCAACCAGUCAUUUUAUUUAUCAAUGCAUUCUUAAAAGCGACCGCACAGU
This is a messenger RNA of Stomoxys calcitrans (stable fly), 1683 nucleotides long. It is a transcript of the gene 5PtaseI, whose product is annotated as inositol polyphosphate-5-phosphatase A. The record is from RefSeq and is a predicted model, not a curated record. Gene Ontology annotation, molecular function: inositol-polyphosphate 5-phosphatase activity. The transcript has 9 exons. Gene Ontology annotation, biological process: phosphatidylinositol dephosphorylation. The coding region runs from base 103 to 1575 and encodes 490 amino acids. Lineage: Eukaryota; Metazoa; Arthropoda; Insecta; Diptera; Muscidae.